Ceraceosorus guamensis is the source of this 1071-nucleotide messenger RNA. RefSeq names its product TPT-domain-containing protein. Gene Ontology annotation, cellular component: endosome; Golgi apparatus; trans-Golgi network. The record is from RefSeq and is a predicted model, not a curated record. The transcript is spliced from 4 exons. Lineage: Eukaryota; Fungi; Basidiomycota; Exobasidiomycetes; Ceraceosorales; Ceraceosoraceae. Gene Ontology annotation, molecular function: antiporter activity. Bases 1 to 1071 code for a protein of 356 amino acids.
AUGUCGAAGGAACACAUGACCCUUCCCCUUGGGGACGAGAAGCACGAUCCGAUCAACGGACACGGCGGUUUGAGGCCUUCAGUCGGAACACCGGGCGCGAGCGGUAUGGGCGUUUCAGGUCCUCCCAAUCCUUCCAGUGGAGGAAUCUUACCCGGAGGAGCUGCUAAACAAGAAAAGAAGAUUCACCCGGUUGCGAUCAUUGGUCUGUGGAUCGCUCUGUCUAGCAGUGUGAUCGUGUACAACAAGUAUGUUUUGGACACCAAGGCAGGACUCAACUUUCCCUACCCCGUCUUCCUGACUACCUUCCACAUGGCGUUUGCGACUGUGGGAACUCGUCUCCUGGCGCGAUUCACACAUCUGCUGGACGGAUUGGCAAACGUGGAAAUGACGAGCGACAGAUGGUACAAGAACAUUCUGCCCAUUGGUGCCCUCUUUUCUGCUAGUCUGGUCACCAGCAACAUGGCUUACUUGACCCUCAGUGUCAGCUUCAUCCAGAUGCUCAAGGCCUUUACACCUGUUGCAGUGCUGCUCAUCUCGUUCGCCUUUGGCCUCAAGCAGCUGAGCGGCAUGCUGGUCGUAAUUGUCGGAUCCAUCUCGUUCGGCGUGGCCAUCGCCUCAUACGGAGAGAUCGAAUUCGCGAUGGAGGGUUUCAUCUAUCAAGUUGCUGCAGUGGCUUUCGAGAGUUCUCGAUUGGUCAUGAUCCAAGUGCUGCUGCAAGGUCUCAAGAUGGAUCCUCUAGUCUCUCUCUACUACUUUGCGCCAGUCUGCGCAGCCAUCAACACGGCUCUAUUGAUCUUUACCGAAGGUCUGGCACCCUUUUUGGACAUUUCUAGGCUCGGACCUUUUGUCCUCGUCACCAACGCAGGUGUUGCAUUUGCUCUCAACAUUGCCGCCGUCUUCCUUAUCGGAGCGGCUAGCAGUCUCACCCUCACCCUGGCUGGCGUCGUCAAGGACAUCAUGCUCAUCCUCGCAUCCGUCUUCUUCUUGGGAAGCACCAUCACAGGACUGCAAAUUUUCGGCUAUGCUAUUGCGCUAGGCGGUCUGGUCGCCUUCAAGACCCACAAGGGCUAA